GGGUGAAGCAAAAUCUUUGGCUUCAAGUUUUCGAAAGGGAUCCUAUGCAAGGAAACCAGAUUUCUGUCUCCUUUCAAGAGUAGCUGGAACUAUCCAAGAAAUUUUAUAUGAGGAGACAUCCUCUCCUUUUAUCAAUCUUCCAAACAAGAUCCCUGAUGAUCUAUACAAACUGUUCCAGUUUGGACAUGAUUCAGAAGUUAUGAUGACUACUGAAUUAAUUUCAGAGAAUAUUCAAUACUUACCAAACUAUGAGGAAUUGUGGAGAAGGCUAUGUGAUGUUGAGCUAUUUCUCCUUCAAGCUUAUGAAAAUUCUCUAGAAGAAAUAGUUGUCAUUUUUAAAAAAUAUGAUAAUGAUCAAAGAAAUGCUAAUCCAGAAUACAAAACAAUAUUGCCCGACUUCCUAACACUAUCUUCCAACGAAGGUAAUACUAUAGCUGAUAGUGACUCAUCUAAUACUAUAGGCAACAUUGACACCAAUACAAUCGUAGUAGAUGAUGAUG
Molecule: messenger RNA, 500 nt
Organism: Entrophospora candida
Lineage: Eukaryota; Fungi; Glomeromycota; Glomeromycetes; Entrophosporales; Entrophosporaceae
Source: the annotation of a GenBank genome assembly